This is a messenger RNA of Durusdinium trenchii, 2023 nucleotides long. The record is from the annotation of a GenBank genome assembly. NCBI's taxonomy places the organism in Eukaryota, Dinophyceae, Suessiales, Symbiodiniaceae.
GGGGCCCAAGGCACCCUCAGAGAAGUACAAGAAGGUGUACGACUUUCUGAUGGAACAGUGGACCAAUGAUCCGUCGCAUCGGCCCUAUGAGAAGAUCCGGGAAACCAUUCGGAUGGACCGCUAUCGAGAUUGGACAAAGCGGUUCAUGUCCUCUGAGCAUUGGGAUCCCAACCCCUUGCUCUUUCUGCCAGCCUGCGUGGCUGAAAGCGAAAUGGUCCGCUACCGUCGGGCAAGGGAUUAUCAGAUUUUGCACCGCUCUGCUGCCAAGCUUUGGAGUCAUGGGGUUGACAUGAGCACUGCUCUCAAAAUCAUCCGAGAAGCAGUGGCCGAGCGACUCGAGAUGCCUCCAAAGAAGCGGACCAGUGGCAGUGGUGGAGGGGCGGGAGGGGCCAAGAAGGCCAAGAAGGGCGGAGACUUACCAUCGAUUGCCCCUGAUGCCCUGAAGCUCCCCCAUAUGUCCUUUGCGACCAUCCAUGUCACGGUGGUUGAUGCAGACUCCAGCAAAGUGGUGGAUACGAAUCGAGGCGUAACUUUGAGCGCCUCGAUCCGAAGACGGCCAAACGCCUUCACGUUGCUAUACCAACUGGAAUUCCUUUGCCGCACGGGCAUGAGCCGUGAGCUCUCCAUUGCCUCGCUACAGGCCUAUGACAGCGUGGCACAGUUCGCCGCUGCGUACCAACUUGGCGCUGCUGAAAGUGGAGCAGCAGUCAACCUCUUGCGCAACAUCGCCCCUUCUGUGAAGAAUGCGCUGACAGAGCUUGUGGCGCGCUUUACAAUGCCAAAAUUCCUGACUCAUGAACCGCUUGCCAGUGGGUGGUUCAACAACGACUACUGCUCGGGUACUGGAACACUUCAAUCUUGGAGCAAGGCCCUUACCAAUACUGAAGAAUUGGCCAAGCUGCUGGUGAGCCGAAUGGAGAAAGACUAUGAGAACCUCCAGCGGGUGUGUGGCGGGUUCCUGGCAGCCGUGGAACGGUACAAAGAGAUUGUCCCCAAGCACUUCCUGGAUGCCACCCUGCCUGAGAUCGAGAAAUCGCUGCAGCAACAGCUUUUGCAAGCUACCUGGGCUCAAACUGAGCUCAACUUCGAUGCUGAUUUGCUAAAGAUGAAUGCAUGGGCCCGGAAGUACGACAUUUUCAGUCAACAACAGGCCAUGAUGGACUUCAAGUAUCUCAGCGACCGGUGUGCCAAAGGUACAGAGCGUGUGAAUGCGUUCCUCAAUGACAAACAUAGGCUCCAUUCCUUUGACAACCUUGUCAUGGGACACGCCGCUAUCGUGGAAAUGCAAGCUGCGAUGAACAACCAGGGGCUCACAGUUCUGGUGUUCGACGCUACGUUGUGGCCAUCCCGUGCACUGGCACUGGACGAGGCAGUGCAGGUGUGCCAGACAGUAUCGUCCGGAAACCCGCGCACUCUCUGCUUCUUUCUUCUUCCACAGUGGCACAGCAUUUAUGUUCAAACAGGUGUGGCUGCGGUUGUCAGUGGCGGCUCUGGCUCAUCGGCGUCUGCGUGGGUCAAGAGCCACGCGUUGAUGGGAUCCAUAGCAGGUAUCGAGCGCAGCAGAGUGAACGAACUGGUCAACCCUGACCCAGAUAAGCCGCUAGCACCACACUUCAGGGUGCAGCAGAGAGGAGUGGCAGCCACCAAAUCAAUAAUCACCCAGCUCUUGGAGGGCAUGACUUCUGGUGAGACUACCCAACUCCUUGUGGUGGAUCUUUUGCCAUCAAGAUUUGCUGAAUGGUCUGCCGCUUGCUGGGAGUUCCAGAAGGAAGCCCUCUUGGGCUCGGGCGAUGGUCUUGAUGUUCGCUUCCUGGCUGUCUAUGACAAAGACAAUGCGCACAUUCUGGCAACCUGGCGUGAAUGCAUGGUCGGCCGGGUAAUGUCUCAAUGGUGGGACCAAUGCGCUGAUGCAGGACCCAAGGCCAGGGAAACCACACGGUUUCAGGAGGAACCUCCAUCCCUGGAAAUCCUUAGCAUUGGUUCUGAUUCAUCUUGCGUGGUGAGUCUUGGAACAAUUCGAUAA